AUGAAAUUUAAAGGGAAUCGAGUGGGCAUGAAGCCCAAGACAAGAUUACCAAUUGUGUUCUUCUUAUGCUUCUGUUUCUUUCUCUUUCUUCUGUUUGGAUGCAUAAUCUUCUCUCAGGAUUUGAAUAGGAAUGGAUCUCGACAUAAAUUUCUUCAGAAGUUUCCAGAAGAAGAGGGAGAUUCCUUGGGGCAUGGCGAAACUGGAGACUCUUCAGUCAGCUCUAUUCCAUUUCAGGUCUUGAGUUGGAGACCACGUACUUUGUAUUUUCAUAAUUUUGCGUCAGCCAAACAAUGCCAAAGUAUAAUUGAGAUGGCUAAGUCUAACCUUAAACCAUCCGGCCUUGCUUUACGGAAGGGAGAAACUGCUGAGAGCACAAAGGGAAUUAGAACAAGUUCAGGUACAUUUAUCAGUGCAUCAGAUGACAGUACAGGAGUCUUGGAUUUUGUUGAAAGGAAAAUUGCUCGAGCUACAAUGAUUCCAAGGAGCCAUGGGGAGGCUUUCAAUGUUCUGCGGUAUGAGAUUGGACAGAGAUACGUUGCUCACUAUGACGCAUUCAACCCAGCAGAGUAUGGUCCACAAAGCAGCCAAAGGACGGAACAUGGAGAAGUGCCUAAUCACAUCAAUUUUAUUUCUUUUGAUGAUUCCGGAAAAGUACUUUUGGUUGGUGUCAUAUGCUUGUCUAGUGCACACAUCUUUUUUCAGCAUGUGCUAAUCUAUUCCUUCACGAGAACUCAGUACUAUCGUUUCUUGCUCUUGCACAUUGCUUCAUUCCUGCUGUACUUGUCAGAUGUGGAGGAAGGUGGAGAAACCAUGUUUCCAUACGAGAAUGGUGCAAACAUGGGUGUUGGAUAUGAUUACAAACGCUGCAUAGGAUUGAAGGUAAGACCACGCCGAGGAGAUGGACUUUUGUUCUAUUCAUUAUUUCCAAAUGGAACAAUCGAUAAGACAUCACUUCAUGGAAGCUGCCCUGUCAUCAAAGGAGAGAAAUGGGUCGCUACAAAAUGGAUUGACAAUCAAGAGAUAGAAAAGUAA
Molecule: messenger RNA, 1032 nt
Organism: Fraxinus pennsylvanica
Lineage: Eukaryota; Viridiplantae; Streptophyta; Magnoliopsida; Lamiales; Oleaceae
Source: the annotation of a GenBank genome assembly